Alosa alosa (allis shad) is the source of this 9022-nucleotide messenger RNA. RefSeq names its product SRC kinase signaling inhibitor 1 (gene srcin1a). NCBI's taxonomy places the organism in Eukaryota, Metazoa, Chordata, Actinopteri, Clupeiformes, Clupeidae. Gene Ontology annotation, biological process: regulation of dendritic spine morphogenesis. Gene Ontology annotation, cellular component: postsynaptic density; actin cytoskeleton; cytoplasm. The record is from RefSeq and is a predicted model, not a curated record.
AGAGGAGCGCAUUUAGCAUUUUUUUUCUGCUCAUUCUUAGCCUCGUGUUGAGCAUCCUCUCAGUACACACACUCCCACGAGUGAGUGGGCUUACACACACACACACACACACACACACACACUCUCUCGCACACAGGGGCUUGCUCUUCACGCUGCUCUCUCUCUUUCACACUCACACACACACGCACGCACGCGCUUGCACGGAGAGUGAGAGAGAGAGAGAGAGAGAGAGAGAGAGAGAGAGAGAGAGAGGCAGCUGGUGAGAAGCCAUCUCGCAAAAGGAGGAUCCCUGCGAAAGAGCGCACGGCAGAGCGACAGCACGCGGAACAGAAGCAGAGGGAGAGAGAGAGAGAGAGUGUGUGUGAGAGAGAGAGAGAGAGAGAGAGAGAGACAAAGGGAAGGAGGACAGAAAGGCAGGAGCGAGCGAAUAGGAAGAGGAGACAGCACCAGGAGACACUGCCCCGGCACCAGAGAGCGAAAGGAAGAGGACAAGAGGGGAGGAGGAGAAAAAAAGAGAGAGAGCGAGAGAGGAAGAAAAGAGAAGCCAGGAGCACCGGGAAACAACUCACUGGCUCUGGUGGCGGCAGAGCACUCCGAAGCACCAUGGGAAAUGCACCGUCUCAAGCCAACGCUGCGGCCUGUUAUCCAAAGCAAGAUCCCGAGCGUGGCGGGACGCACAUGAUCUCCACCGAUGACUUGGAGUACCCGCGCGAGUACCGCUCGCUGGGCGGCGGCGGCCGGCGCUUCUCCAACGUGGGCCUGGUGCACACGUCCGAGCACCGGCACACGGUCAUGGCCGCCCAGAGUCUGGAGGCGCUCAGCAACCUGCACAAGGUGGACAUGGAGCGCAAGCGCGACGCCUUCAUGGAGCACCUGAAGAACAAGUACCACCAGCAGCAGCAGCAGCAGCAGCAGCAGCAGCAGCAGCCGCACUCCCUGCCCCCGUCACCCUCGCCCUCACACUCCAGCAUGAGGGAGCGGCCGCAGGAGAGGAGCGCCCGCGAGCAGCAACAACCAAACUACUGGAGCUUUAAGAGUCGCAGUCCGAGGCACUCGCAGUCCACCCAGUCGGGCCUGGCUGACCAGGCCAGUAAGUUGUCACGCAAGGCUGCCGAAAGCACCGAGACCAUGUCCCCAGGCCGACCUCCCGCUUGUUUCAGCAGCUUAGUUUAGCUCCGCCAGAGCCUCCCUCUCUCUCUCUCUCUCUCUCUCUCCUCUCUCUCUUCCCCAGGCGUGCUGUUCCUGCAGUUUGGUGACGAGACACGACGCGUGCACAUCACACAUGAGCUGACCAGCAUGGAGACGCUGCACGCGCUCAUCGUGCACAUGUUCCCGCAGAAGCUGACCGCCGGCAUGCUCAAGUCGCCCAACACGGCCAUCCUCAUCAAGGACGAGGCGCGCAACGUCUUCUACGAGCUGGAGGACGUGCGUGACAUCCAGGACCGCAGCAUCAUCAAGAUCUUCCGCAAGGAGCCCAUCUACGCCUCCUACCCAGCCUCACACCUCGCCAACGGAGACCUACGGCGAGAGAUGGUGUACACCUCCCGCGAGUCCUCGCCCACGCGCCGCCUCAACACACUCCCCUCGUCCUCGUCGGCCUCCCCCCCCUCCAACUCCCCGGCUCGCUCCCGCCUCUCCUACAGUGGCACCACCGGCCGCCCGCCCUCCUUUCCCCCGCACCCCCACGCCGGGGGUCACCACGGCGGCCACCCCCACCACGGCCCCCAGUCGGCCAACGCUGCCCCGGGCCUCUCCCACUCGCCCAGCGCCAUCCUGGAGCGCCGCGACGUCAAGCCCGACGAGGAGGUGUCGGCCAAGAGCCUGGUGCUGCUCAAGAACGAGGGCCUGUACGCUGACCCAUACAGCCUGGUUCACGAGGGCCGCCUGAGCAUCGCGUCCACCCAGUCGCUGGCCGCGCUGUCGGGGCCGCUGGACCCGCUGGGCCCCACCGGCUUGUACCGGCGUGGCUCCAUGCGCUCGCUCAGCACCUACUCCGCGGCCGGCCUGCAGGGCGGCGAUAUGGAUGACCCGCUGUACCGGCCCGGUGCGGGCAUCUACACAGACACCUACGCCACGCUGGGCUUCCGGCUGCCGCCGUCCUCGCCGCAGAAGAUGGCGUCAGACGGGCCGGCGAUGAGGGACCGCGACGUGUUCUCCAGCCCACCCAGCCGCGCCUCACCCGUCCGGCAGAGCUUCCGCAAAGACUCGUCCUCGUCCAUGUUUGUGGAGAGCCCCAAGUCCAGGCCCAGCUCUAGCUCCGAGCCCCUCAGCCUGCAGAGCGCCAACUCCCCACUGGCCGGCAACGAGACCGAGACGCGGGAUCGUAUGGAGGCUAUGGAGAAGCAGAUUGCCAGUUUAACUGGUCUAGUGCAGAGCGUGUUGACCAGAGGCCCGGACAGCGACAGCACGUGCGGCCUGCUGCGUCUCUGCAUGAUGGCGGGCUGCCCUCCGGACCAAGGGGUGGAGUUUUCACGGCCCUUCCCUUUCUCUUCCAGCGAGAAGACGGAAUCAGCCAGCGACGGCUCGGCCACAGGAACUCGCCGUCACAAGAGGAAAGAUCAGACGCCCUCUGCUCCGUUGGCGCUCAUGCCACCACCCCCGUCUGGGGGAAGCCCUGCUAGCACAGUGUCUAAGCUACAAAUGCAGCUGCACCUGCACGACCUGAAGCAGAACGCCACCGACCUGCGCAAACAGCUCAGCCACCUGCGCAAGAUGCAGCUGCAGAACCAGGACUCGAUGCGCACCCUGAUGAAGCGUACGGAGGGCGAGAUCACCAUGCGCGUGUGCGACGCGCUGCGGAAGCAGGAGGACCCCCUCCAGAGACAGCGCCUCCUAGUGGAGGAGGAGAGGCUCAAGUACCUCAACGAGGAGGAGCUCAUCAUCCAGCAGCUCCAUGACCUGGAGAAGUCUGUGGAGGAGAUCCAGAAGGACUCGACCACCAACCACAAGCAGGUGCCCAUGCAGGAGCUGGAGGAGAAGGCUGCCGUGCUGCGCAGGCUGGGGGAGACCCUGACGGAGCUGAAAAACCAGUUCCCAGGUCUGCAGAGUAAGAUGCGGGUGGUGCUACGUGUCGAGGUGGAGGCGGUGAAGUUCCUGAAGGAGGAGCCCCACAGACUGGAUGCUCUGCUCAAACGCUGCAGGACCAUCACAGACACACUCACAGCAUUGCGCAGGCAAGCCACUGAGGGUGUGUGGAAGAGCCAGGAGGAUGGCAUGGCGGAGGACUACAGGAAGAGCGCGGACUUUGACCUCCCCACCAGCCCCCCACUGAGCAUCAGCGACAACCUGUCCAACUGGAGCCCCCACUCCAGCUCCCCCCACGCCCACGCCCACUCGUCCCCCGGCCAGAAGGAGAGGGACCCCCUGAAGGGCCGUGAGGAGCAUGGGGGCCGCCAGGGGUCUGACAAGAGCCUCUCAAUGGAGGUCCGACUGGCCGCGGAGCGUGACUGGGAGGAGAAGCGAGCCAGCCUGACCCAGUACAGCGCUCAGGACAUCAACCGCCUGCUGGAGGAGACGCAGGCCGAGCUCAUGAAGGCCAUCCCUGACCUGGACUUCGCCGCCAAGCAGAUGAAGUCCCAGCAGUCCUUCAGCCAGACCAACCAGGCCAGCCAGAACAGCCAGAACAGCCAGCCUGCCAACGCCACCGGCAACACUAACGCUACACCCGAUCACCGACCCCCAAAACUCCAGCACUCCUCACACAAGAUCUCCAGAGAGGGAGGCUCCAGGCGCGGCUCAGAUGAACUGACAGUUGCGAGGUAUCGCAUGGAGAAGCACUCCAAGUCCCCGCCUCCACCCCCUCCCAGGCGCAGUUUCCCAUCAUCCCCUGGGCCUACCAGCCGCAGCGGAGAGCCCAUAACGUCUGAAAAGAGCCUCAAGAAGUGCGAGUCUGAGGACUCCGACAUGCCUAAACCCAUGGUGAAGCUGAGGAAGAGCCUGUCUGAAGUGCCCCGUCCGGCCUCCACCCCCCCCACCACAGGAGCCCAGAGGGAAGGGGCCGACGAUGAGAGGAACCACGCUGACAUGGAGGUGCCCCGCAUCGUGCUGACCGAGUGUCAGUCCGAGGCUCCGCCCAACGGGGCCCACCAACCAGUCCCGCAGUACACCGUAACGGUAAGAGACCGGUUCAGGCGAGGCCCCCACCGGCACAGUGUGACGGGAGCCGAAACGCUGGCGUGGAGACAGGGCCUGGUAACGGACAGCAGAGAGCCCCAGAGGAAGCUCAAAGCGGAAGGCUCCACCGAGUCACUUCCUGCUCUCGAGAGCCUCCCAGAGGGGCAGGAGGGCGCCCCAGAGGGGCAGCAGGCCCAGCCCACGGGGGCAAAGGCCCCAGGGGAGGACAUCCGCAGCAGGACCUACCGCCGGCUGGACAGCCUGGAGGAGACCAUCAGGGAGCUGGAGAACUCCCUGAUGGAGUUUGGAGCUCACCCCAGCUCCGGGCUCCUCUCCCCCCUCACACCUCCAGCCGAGGGUGCUCCCUCCAACAGCGCACAGCAGCCUGACCAGACGCCCACGGAAUCCGCAGGGUCAGGGGGGAACAAGAGGCCUCCGGUCCCGCCAAAGCCCUCCAUCAGACCUCCUUACGUCCAGGGUGGAAACAGCGCCUCCUCUGGUGGAGGUAAAGCACUGCACUCCUCCUCCUCAGCAGCCUCGCGUCUCAAGCACCUGCAGCAGAGCAACCCAGAGAAGAGCAAGCUGUCCAAGCAGCGCGAGGAGUUCCUCAAGAGCCAGGGCCAGCUACAGGCCCUGGGUGGCAGCUUCCUCACCGACCCCAUCCUCACGGGCACCCGCGCAGCCAGUUUCUCCGGCCGCCUGCCCUCCUCGGGCGGCUCGGGGCCGACAGUAGCCCUGUUCGCCCCGGGCCUCCGCAAGUAUCCCCAGGACGGCAGCAGCAGCGGUGGCGGGGAUCACCCAGCGUUCAGCGCGUCCUCCAGCCAGGCGAGGGCGCUGUUGGCCAGCCUGGGCGCCGAGGCCCUGCUGCUCUCCUCCACACUGCGCCAGCACCGGCUCCUCCACCCAUCGGCGACGGCGCAGACCAACGGGCGUUCGGCCUCCUCGCUGUCCCCCACCACCUCCCCCACCGCCACGACCCCUUCCGUGUCCCCCUCCACCUCCCCCUCCACCUCCUCCUCCCCUCUCACCUCCCUCACACUCUCCUCUCUGGGCCUGAAGAGCGUGGGCCACAGCCUCAAGUACCCCAUGUCCAGCCUGGGAGGGCAGAAGGAGGGCAGAAGCAAGACCCUGCCCAAGGCCACAUCAUACGGAGCAGAGUGAGGACCAGGAGGAGAAGCAGCAGCAGCAUCCAUAUGCCAAAAAAGACCCCCCCCCCUCCCAACCACAUCCCCCUUUUAAAGGAUCGAGGAGACUGUAAAAAAAACAAACAAACAUGGCACACAAAGACACGACUUGCCUCUAACUCAAGUUUUGUUUUGCCUUUGCCAGUUUUAUUCUUUUUUUUACUUCAUUUAUUUUUUUUCAUUUCACUCUAAUCAUCCAGUUUUGGAGUUAAGCAGACUUCAUCUCCAUCUCCUUCCAUCCUCCAUCCUUUCCCUUCUCCAUCUGUGGGUCUCCCUACCAUCUGGGGCUUAGGCCGGGCUCGGCUUGUGGCCUGUCCCAGCCACGGUGCCCUCAGGUCGGGCCCGAGUCCCACCGCCUGCCUGGCUGGACCAGAGCUCCAUGGAACAGACGGGCAGUCCUCCGUGCGCUGGCACUCGGGCGUGGGAGGGUGAGAGAAACCAGCUGGACCCAGGCUCAUCACGCACCACCACCCAUUUGCCAAAAUCUCCCAUCGGAAUGUAGUGGAGGCGGACCUCCUUCUAGUAUACUAUCUAGACUGUGAACUAAGUUAUUAUAACGAGUAGAGUUGCAAUAAUAGCAAGAACAGUGAAUAGUUUUUCGGUGUAUGUCCAGAUUUUCAUCACCAAAAGAGUGGGAAUCGUGUUGAGGCAGAGGUGGAAAAAAAACGACAAAAAGACAUGUAUAUGUGAAACACAAUUUGAUGUGCUUCUGUUCUAGACCUGUUGACACAAAACAAUGUUUCAAUCUACUGCAUAUUUCAGCACUGGUGCUAUCACUUUACUGAACAUUUUUCAAGGAUUGGUCUUCAAUUUCAAAACUUCAGCUCCAUCCCCAUGCACACACACACACACACACACACACACACAAAGCCCACACACUCACUGCCUUUACCCAAAACAUUCCAUGAUGUCACCUUUUUGGCCACCAUCUUUUCUGUGUGUGUGUGUGGGCAUUUGGUUGGCAUAGCAACAGACACAGGGCUGUGGGAUGUUGGACGCUGUCGCUCGAGGCGGGAUUACCGAGGCUGCAGGAGCUCUGCUGGCAUCCUCAAAGCAGCAGGGUCCAUUGGCAUCCCCAAGCGUACUUUUAGGAUUUAGUCCUGGGAAAAGCAUAAACAACACUGCCCAGAGAAAGUGACAGCAGCAAAAGGGAACAAUCAAUAUGAAGUCUUUAAUUUGAAUGCUGGGCAAAAUACAAAGUCAGUCUAUGAACCAAAUUAUUGUUCAUGAACUACGGUAUCAUGGGGCGUGAGACAGCUUUUAGCUGACCCACUAAUGUUAGUGCUUCUGCUCCUCAUGGUAUUACAUCUGCAAAUAGAUUUUGCAUAGCUAUUACGCAAGCUUUAGUUAGACUUUAGAUUUUGCACUUUGCCAAGCAUUUAAAUUAGGGCCCCAUGUGGAAAUAUCAGCUUGACCAUGAUAGAUAGUCCUUAAUAGCCAGUUAUAGCACAAGAUUCUACUAUAGAGAAACACAGGAAAUUGAGAGUUAGUGAGUAGUUAGCCGUCAAUAGUAGUUCACUGAAGAAGCACAAGUUACAUUUGUGGACCAAGGGGAAAUAUGCCUGAGGCAUACUGACAAUUCCCCUCUAUCAAGGGUACCUGAGCAUUUGAAAAUGGGACAGAGUUAGUCACCCAUACAUGGUCAGCACUUUGGGAAUACACCUUAGAGGGGCUUUAAGGUGUCGCACAGUCAGCCUUGUCUGGAAGAAGCUCUGCACGUUCCAGUGCUCCCUGCCGUGAGGCUUAGAGUGGGCUUCAGUCAGCGUGGCACGGGUAGCUAGGAUGGAGGACAGGGGAGUGUGUGUGUGUUUGUGUGUGGCUCAGUGUGUGUGUGUGUGUGGCUCAGUGCAUUAGAGGCAGCAGGAGUGACAAGUUUCCUCUCCUCGCGGCUCUGGCUGUCAGCACAGCACAAGUGCUCCCUUUCCCCACUUUUUCUCCCCUCCUCCUUGCCUCCCUUUUAUGUUGAGGAUGCAUCACUGAGACAGCCCGGGGAUGUUUGGGUUAUAAAAGCCUGAGAUGCAGAAGCGAAGGCGAAGGGGACUUGGGGAGGGAAAAAAGGAAGAGGGACAGAACUAGGAUAGAGCUGCAUGGCCAGUUUCGAACAAGUGUAUUUCACUUAUUGUCACAAAUGUUUAGAUGAGAUAAACGUCAUCUGCAGGGGAAAGCACAUUUGGGGACUGGGGGAUGGUUUCAGUUUUAGGGAACACUACAAAGGGGAUCGGGCUGAAGAGUGUGGGGAGAGGAAACAGUGUUCUUUCACUGGUUAAAAAAAAAAAAAUAUUAGCAUUCACCUCCAGUUCUCAGGAGGUUCCUGCUAGUGUUGUUCCUCCAUCUGAAUGUUGUCUGUGUGGGAGUACGUUUGUCUGCUCUUGACCACCCACCAGGCUGAAUUUGACUCCCUCCGAUUGGGGUUAAGGGAAAAUUCGAUAAAGCUGUUCCGAGGCCUGUGGCAGGCAGAAGGUGCCAUCAGAUGAGCGCGGUGGGGAUUUGCUGUUUGUCAUUCCUGUUUGUGGCUUAUCAAGCUGUGUGUGUGUGUAUGCUGGCAUCUGGCAGAUCUUGUGUAGAGCACAGAUAAUAAGUGCUGGCAGCACUGAAAGUCUAUUCACUGAAUAGUGAGAAGCACAAGUAGACCACCCCCACCCCAGAAAAAAGGCAGAGAGGAAAACAAAAGGCUUGGGCGGAAAAAAAAAUGACAAAACCAUCUCCAUUCCAUCAACGCUGAAGAGGUAGCACUAGCCACACACUAGCACACCAGACUCGGCCCCCGGGUCUUCAGCGGUGAAGCCAAAUGAGAGAAAUUGUCUUAGUCAUGCGGCAGUAGACGCAUUCAGCUCUUGAGUCUGCCGCUCGCCGAGUUCCAUUUCCGUCGCCUCUCUCCCCCCUCGCCGUCCACCCGCAGUCAUCCAGGGUCAUGCUUCACUGGAGAUGCGGAGUGGUGUGUAGACCAUUCCACCCUUUGCUAGUUUGCAUUAUUCCUCUCCCCCCUGGAGUCAAGCCUGCACUGGGCAUAACUACUGUCAAGGGUACAUUUUAGGAUGUGUACAUUUCAGGGUAGGGAUUUAAGGAGCUUGGGUGUGCAGGGCUUUUCAUGGUAGGAUGUAUGUGGUGUUGGGUAGGUGUUUGUGUCCGUGUCCGUGUGUGUAAGUGUGUGUGUGUGUGAGUGAGGGGGGAUAUUUGUUAUAAAUGUUUUCAGUCAGUCAGCUCUGGAAGGUAAUGCAAAUAAGGUGUAACUCCACAAGACAAUGAGAAGAUGAGUAUUGUUUUGUAUUUUUUUAACACAACUGAAAAUGUACAAGGCUUGCGUUAAUAGAAAAAAACUACCUACAAUGAAAGGCAACAAUCAGACAGAAUCAGUCUCACUCUCUAAGGAGAAGCUUACACUGUAAAUUCAUGAAACUAUAUUGACACUAUUGGUGUUUUGUAGCCCUGGAAACCUACAAACAAACUACAGACAAAUCACACAGGGAUGCACUCUGAUCAUCACAUAUCAUCCUAUUUUUGAUUUCAUGUUAUUUGCUGACCAUUUCUUUGUACAGAUUGACCUUGUUUUAUAAUUCUUGAAAAAGAUAUAUCACACGGAUAGAUUAUUUAUUCAUGAGAGGAAAACAUUUUAUAUAUUGAGUUGAAAUAUUUACAGUACAUAUGUACAGUGGAAGUUCAUAUAUGUAAUAUACAGUUGGACUUUUUUAAUCAGUGAUUUUUUUUAAGUGUGUUUGAAAUGUUGA